UGGGGUUGGGUUCGGGGGGGGAAGGGGUUGGAGGUCGGGAGGGAUGUCGGCGCCGGCCGUUACCGAGCCGACUCCAGCCCCGGGCUUCAGACCGGCCUCGGUCGGUCCCGCCUGUUCGGCCCAAGCCACGGCUCCGCCCCCGGGCUCAGCCCAGCGCGCCCCCAGCCCCCUCCCCGACCCGCUGGCGCUGCCGAGCAUCUUCGGCCCCGACCUGGACAGCGCGGGAGCCGAGAGUCUGAACGGGGAGCAGGAGACGGACCUGACGUCCAAGAUGGUGCUGGUGAGUCCGAGCUCGGAGCAGUACGACUGUUUGCUGAAGCAGCUGAGAGAGCGGAUGGACGAGGGGUGCGGGGAGACCAUCUAUGUCAUUGGCCAAGGAUCGGACGGUAAGGAAUACGGUUUGAACGAGGAGGACCUAGAAGCUUCCGUGGCCACGGUGAAGAGCUUGGCCGAGCAGAUCAACUGUGAUCUGAUCUUCCUACGAGAACACCCGGAGGUGGGGGGCAGGGUCCGCGACUACCUGGCCCGCAAGCGGGUGGGAGAGAACGACUUCCUGGAGGUCCGGGUAGCCGUGGUGGGGAACGUGGACGCCGGCAAGAGCACGCUGCUGGGGGUGCUGACACAUGGAGAGCUGGACAACGGUCGCGGCUUCGCCCGGCAGAAGCUUUUCCGGCACAAACACGAGGUGGAGUCUGGGCGCACGAGCAGCGUGGGCAACGACAUCCUGGGGUUCGACAGCAGCGGAGACGUGGUUAACAAGCCAGACAGUCACGGGGGAGGCCUGGACUGGACCAAGAUCUGCGAGAAAUCCACCAAAGUCAUCACCUUCAUCGACCUGGCCGGGCACGAGAAGUACCUGAAAACCACCGUGUUCGGGAUGACAGGCCACCUGCCUGACUUCUGCAUGCUGAUGGUGGGCAGCAAUGCUGGGAUUGUGGGCAUGACGAAAGAGCACCUGGGGCUGGCUCUGGCACUUAACGUCCCCGUGUUUGUUGUGGUGACAAAGAUCGACAUGUGUCCGGCCAACAUCUUGCAGGAGACCCUGAAGCUGUUGCAACGGUUACUGAAGUCCCCGGGCUGCAGGAAAAUCCCCGUCCUGGUCCAGAACAACGAUGAUGUCAUUGUAACGGCUUCAAACUUCAGCUCAGAACGGAUGUGCCCAAUUUUUCAGAUCUCCAACGUGACGGGGGAGAACCUGGAGCUGCUCAAGAUGUUCCUCAACCUCCUGUCGCCGCGCACCAGCUUCAAAGAGGACGAGCCGGCCGAGUUUCAGAUCGACGACACGUACUCUGUGCCUGGUGUUGGCACUGUAGUGUCGGGCACGACCCUCCGAGGACUGAUCCGGCUGAACGACAUGCUGUUGCUGGGGCCGGACCCGUUGGGAAACUUCCUGCCGAUCGCGGUCAAGUCCAUCCACAGGAAACGCAUGCCGGUGCGAGAGGUCCGCGGGGGGCAGACGGCCUCCUUUGCGCUCAAGAAGAUCAAACGAUCGUCCAUCCGCAAGGGGAUGGUGAUGGUGUCUCCCAAGCUGAACCCGCAGGCUUCCUGGGAAUUUGAGGGCGAAAUCCUGGUGCUACACCACCCGACCACGAUCAGCCCUCGCUACCAGGCCAUGGUGCACUGUGGCAGUAUCCGGCAGACGGCCACCAUCCUGUCCAUGAGCAAAGACUGUCUGAGGACCGGGGACAAGGCCACCGUUCACUUCCGCUUCAUCAAAACCCCCGAGUACCUCCACGCUGAGCAGAGGCUGGUGUUCCGAGAGGGUCGCACAAAGGCCGUGGGAACCAUCACUAAGGUAAAGCUAAUACAGACCACAAACACGUCGCCGUCUAACACAAAACCGCUGCAGCUGAAAAUGCAGUCGACCAAGAAAGGCGUCCUGGGGCGGGAAGCCUCUCCGGCGACUCCGGCCUCGCUCCCGGUCACCGGCUCCGGCCUCGAGGACGCGGCUGGCUCCUCUGGGCAGACACCGGCAACUCACAGUCUCAGCCAAACGCAAAUGCAGACAACUUCAGAGGAGGAUAAACUGAACCGCGAUGCUAAAGAAAACAAGCCAAAGGGAGGUGGCGGAGGGAGACGGAGAGGAGGACAGCGGCACAAAGUGAAAUCGCAAGGAGCUGCUCUGACUCCAGCAAACGGCUGUUAAGAUACACGGUUGAGUGCCCGCAGCGAAGCGAACCACAUCACAGGAAACAAUGAUGGAAGUGUCCAAGAUCAGGAAGUCAUGUGGACAUUAUUUUUAUCAAAGAAGAACUUUUUUUUUUGAAGUGGGGGGGGG
Callorhinchus milii (elephant shark) is the source of this 2278-nucleotide messenger RNA. Its product is annotated as GTP-binding protein 1. The record is from RefSeq and is a predicted model, not a curated record. NCBI's taxonomy places the organism in Eukaryota, Metazoa, Chordata, Chondrichthyes, Chimaeriformes, Callorhinchidae. Gene Ontology annotation, biological process: translational elongation. The transcript has 13 exons. Gene Ontology annotation, molecular function: GTPase activity; translation elongation factor activity; GTP binding. The coding region runs from base 44 to 2146 and encodes 700 amino acids.